AUGGGCAUGUUCGUACUUUACUCCUUCCAGGAGGAUGCAUUCUGGCGCGUGGUCCCGGGAACCAGGCGCGCGAAGGAGCUCGAAGACGCCUGGAGGGAGCACCCGCUCUUCGCCAAUUCCAAGGACCCCCUUGAUGGCCUCAUCAACCCCGACGACUAUGAGAAGGGCCUGGAGGAGGCUUGGGAGCGUGCGAAGCCUGCUGGCAGCACAGUGCUUGUGAUCCUACCGCCACUGACGCCUGCUUUCAUCAAGGAGGAUGUUUUGCAGAUGCUGGUGGAGCAUCUGGGAUUUGCCCGAGCUGCGGCAAUCGAGUCAGUCUCUGUGGCCCUGCAAAGUCCAGGCCUGGUCGCGCUCCUCCAGCAGAACCCCUCACCAUGUUGCACGGUCUUGAACGUGGGCUUCUCGUGCUGCUUUGCGCAGCCUUCGAUUGAAGGGUUAGCGGUUGAGUCUGCGGGUCGCCGCUUGAACAUUGGAGGACGGGUCCUGACGAACCUUCUCGUGGAAAGAUUGAAGCUAUGGCAUUUCAAUCUCUCCGAAUCGUGGCUGCUGGUGGAAGACAUCUUGAAGAGGACGGGCGAGGUGUUACGGAAUCUCGAUGCAGCCCUGGACAACGACUUCUCCGGUGUAGCACCGCUGACGUACGUUCUGCCAGACUUUGAGGAGGACAUGACAGGCUUCGUCCAGGACCAGGGAGCUUCUGGUGAACAGGACGCCGAGGAUGCGACCUCUUUCGGGCGGCAGCGUGUGACGCUGACGGCCGAGCGGGUGGUGAUUCCCGAAGCUCUCUUCAGGCCUCAGGACCACGGCCUUCCACUAUGCGGUUUGCCUGAGUUGGUCUACGCUGCGAUUCUGGCGGUUCCAGAGGAGACAUGGCGACCCCAUUUCGGCCGAGUCGUCCUCUGCGGGGGCCUGGCGCGACUGCCUGGGCUCGCAUCGAGGCUGAGGCUUGACCUACGCCAGCUUCUUCCAAGCCAUUGGCCCGUCGAGGUCAUCGUCGAGGAGGAGCCAGAGCUCUCGUUCUGGCGAGGUGCUGCGCAGCAUGCGCUCAACUCGGACGAAGUAUGGGAUGAGGCGCGGCAGCGAUCUGCAGAUACACCAGGAAGGCCUGAUCAGCGUCGGAUGACAUCGGACAGGGGAAGCGCUGGGUCCAAGCUUCCGCAGCUGAGUCGGCGAGACUUGUCCAUUCCGUCGCCAGCUACAGCCAGUGGCACAGGGAUGCCAGGCAUGUCCUUGCCUCACAAGGAGGUCAGAGGCCAGUCAGAUCUGUCGCUUGGUGGUUCGUCCCCACCACGCAAAAAGGGAAAGGGCAAGGGAAAGACCCAUUCCGUGCCACAGGGAGGCGUUUCCAGUGGCCGCAGGAUUUCCACAGCCACCAUUGUGUCGUCGGUUGUAAACAGGCAGCCUGCGCCUGCCUCGGAGUCUCCUCCGCUUCAAGAAGCAAGCGCACAACCAGAACCGCUCGUGGAAACCAGCCCGGUCCAGGCACAUGGCAGCCCCGCGCCGGAAGCAGAAGCUACUGAUGAUCCUGACGCUACUGCGACAGUUGUGGACAGCACAGACGCAAGCAACAAUGAGCAGCCCACCCAAAGCGAGCACGUGGACACAGCUGUGACUGUGCCAUCGGUGGAGUCAACAGAUGGCACAGAGUCUGCAGUCGGCGAAGCGCCCGUGCUAUUGCCGUCUGCAAGCGAGGAUGUGCCUGAUGUGCCCGACUGGCCUCCAGAGUUGCCACCGCCCUCGGACGCGUCCCCUGCAUCCAGCAGUCCUGGGAGCGGACUGGACUUCCCGGAUCUGCCGGCUGACCUUCGUGAAGAGGGUUUCUGGACCUGGACACCCACUCGGAAGAGGCUGAAGCGCAAAGCCCCCGCUUCAGACUACGUGCAGCUGCGCAAAGGAACCGCAGAUUAA
This is a messenger RNA of Symbiodinium natans, 1908 nucleotides long. The record is from the annotation of a GenBank genome assembly. Lineage: Eukaryota; Dinophyceae; Suessiales; Symbiodiniaceae.